Molecule: messenger RNA, 2401 nt
Organism: Colletotrichum destructivum
Lineage: Eukaryota; Fungi; Ascomycota; Sordariomycetes; Glomerellales; Glomerellaceae
Exons: 4
Coding region: 189-1991 (600 amino acids)
Source: RefSeq, a predicted model, not a curated record
CGUUGACGUUGCUCAGAGGGUCAACCUUGUAAUGCCUGUUGUUCGAGGUCUCCCGAGCGCUUCUCCAGUGCCCCAGGAGUCUCGCUAGUCGCACCAUACGGAGACCGCCCGGCACGACACUUUGUAUUAUUAUAUCGCAGAUCUCGCCGGCAAACCGGGUUUGUUUCUCGAACGUCCGACUCGGCGCAAUGCCUUACCCCUUCAGGAGGGCCCAGAUGCCCGUCCUGACGCCGCAAGACGAGAUGGAAAACGCCUCGAUCCUCCGUAACGACGCCGACAACGGCUACUUCCAGGGCCUCCCCGCGCGGCGCAAGUCCAAGAUGAAGGUGCUGAUGAAGGUGUUCUCGCGGUGGGCCAUCACCAUGUGCGUCAUCAUGUCCAUCUACACCGUCAUCAUCGUCUACUCGGGCAGGACGGUCAUGAACCAGACGACGAAGCGGCAGUACAACGCGCUCAUCACGGGUCUCUCCAUCGCGCUGGGUCUCGCGGUGGCCAGCAGCCUCAACCACAUGGUGGCGGAGCUGCGGUGGUGGAUCCUGAGCCGCCGGUUCAGGUCGAAGCGCAAGGUCGAGCUGAUUCUGCAGGCCGACAACCUGAAGCACACCAUCAUGCUGGCGGUGCGGUCCAAGAGGUGGUCGAUCCAUCUGGCGGCCCUGGGCUGGCUCAUCUUGACGAUUGGUUCCCAAGUCGGUCUCGCCGCCAUUGGACUCUGUUACUCGACCGAAACGGCCGAUAAACGAGCGUUGCUGGUCCCGGGAAACGUGUCGAUUGCGAACAUGGACACCAUCGAGACGGCCAAGAUUGUCCAGUCAAAGUCCAAUGCACUGGGCGCUCAGCAGUACACGGCGAAUAGCUACGGCACCAUGUCCCUGGCGUACGACACGGCCACCAUCGAGGAAGCACCUUCGGCCCGAGCCAUCUUCGUGCCGAGCGACCCCCUGAUGUUCUGCUCCGAACGCUACUGCAAAUACGUGUUCCACGAGACGUCCCAGGAGUCCCUCACAGACCUGAACAGCAACCCGGUGACCGUCGCGACGGACCGCAGCAUCAACGCGACGACCAGAUGCGCGGCGUGGCCCGUGACGGCCGGCGGCAACGGCACGAGCCCCAACAUCACGGUCGCGACCAAGAACAACGGCCGCUUCGUCAUCGGCGUCCCCGUCCGUGGAGGCACCGAUCAGACGACCUUCAUGACCAGAAGCUCGCACGUGUGCGGCCCAGGGUGCGCGACGGUGACGGCCUUCGAGGCCUCGGACAGCGCGCCGUGGUACUACGCCUGCAACAUCACCGUUGGUGAGGUCGCCAACGCCACGCGGCCGGAGCACCAGGUCGGCUCCAACCUGACGGCGCUGGCGGCCGCCGCCAUCGCGCUCCAGGGGUACGCGGCGUCGUCGCUGGUCAACGCGACGGACCUCCAGUACCAGAUGUACCCGGCCGAGUCCGUCUUCGGCACGCCCAAGGAGGGCAAGACGUGGGUGAUGGAGGGAAUGCUGUCGAGGUUCGCCAUCGGCGUCGUCGCGGUGGCGGCGGAGAGCAACGAGGAGCAGGUCGUCGAGGGGAUGAUGCCGAUGAAGGGCACCAAGCUCAGCGUGUCGCACUGGAACCUGAUCCACUUGAUCCUGACGCUGACGGCGGCGCUGCAGCUGGCGCUCGGCAUCGCGGCGGCGCUGGUGGCCAACCGGGUCGUGGUGCCGGACGGCGGCGCCGUCGAGAUGGCGCAGGUGAUGCGGACGAUGGCGAUCCGGGACCGGACGGCCGAGACGGCGGGCGAGGCCGGCGAGAAGGGGCUGGCCGCCGGGGCCGGGGCCGGGGGGCCGGUCACGUCGUUGUGGAUCUAUCGGGACCGGAUGUCUUCGCAGGAGGGUCUGUACGACUUGCACAUGGAGGAGCAGCGGUUCCACGCGAGGGCCGAGGACGGCAUGAUUGAGAUGAACCAUCAGCGGCCGGACACGGGGCGGACCAGUCGGGCGUCGACGGCGGCGAAGGCGUAGCUGUACGGGGGUAGUUAAUGGAUACAGGCAUUUAAUAAUUAUUAAUGACUUUAGCCAGUGGGCGGCGUCGGUGUGAGACGCGAGAAGUGAGAGCUAUGUUGGCCAUGACUCCAUGAGUUACCAGCAGGCGCGGCCAUCCUUGUAACGCUGAGGGUUUAGGUUGUGGCCAGCUACAUCCAGCUUGACUGCCGUGGCAUGUUUUUCGUUAGAUACAAUGCAAUAGUUGGGUUUGCCAUGUAAGUGUUGAAACGCGAAUCCCUCAACUAAAGAAGCUGUCAGGAAAAGAGCGCUCUUCUUAUCUCUAGAGCAGCAUGCAGACAGGGUAUCUGAAGCCCUUCAAACUUGAGAGCGGGUCACAGACCAACACGUCUUCUUUUUUAGAUUAAGGAAGAACAAGGUAUUUGCAUCUG